Messenger RNA from Sardina pilchardus (European sardine), 1512 nucleotides. RefSeq names its product transmembrane protein 25. The coding region runs from base 181 to 1317 and encodes 378 amino acids. The record is from RefSeq and is a predicted model, not a curated record. NCBI's taxonomy places the organism in Eukaryota, Metazoa, Chordata, Actinopteri, Clupeiformes, Clupeidae. The transcript is spliced from 9 exons. Gene Ontology annotation, biological process: negative regulation of excitatory postsynaptic potential.
GUAGCAGUGCCCCCUUUGCCUGUGUGAGCCAGAGGGGGACGGUUCUCUCCCGAGUAGCCCAGCAUACAUGGAUCAAACGCUGGCUGACUUUCACCUUCAGCAGCCAUCCGUGCCGAGGUACUGUACCAGCAUCACGAACAUGCUGUGGGCUGAAGAGUGGCAUUGCCUGUGAGGGGUGUGAUGCAUUGUGGGGGUUGUAGGCCAGGAGCUCUUGCUCCUAUGCUCUUGGUUUUGGUCCUCCACACCUCUACCUUGGCAUGGACAGGAGCGAUUGAACAUGGCCCUCGAAUCGACGGGAAGCGCCGCUCCACAGUCACGUUGCAGGAGAACAACACGCGGCAGUUCAACUGCCAGACAGACGGCUGGAACUCCAAAGCCCCGCCCCUGCUCACCUGGUACCUGAACGGGCAGCGCCAGAAGCAGCCGGCGAAGGAGGGCCCGGAGCGGCUGGUGGUCAAGGUGCCGGGGCAGUCGUGGGUCCAGAGGAAGAACCCCCGGCGCAACAGCACCUUCUCUCUGAAAGCGCGGCGAUGGGACAGAGAGCUGGUGUGUGCCACCUCCAACCCGGCCAGUGGGGAGAGCUACAACGCCACGGUCGUGCUCAAUGUGCAGUUCCAGCCUGAGAUUCUGCGGGUGAAUGCCCACUACAGCGACACGUCCGAUCCCGGGCUCUCUCUGGUGCUCUUCGCUCUGGUGCGCUCCAACCCCCCCGCCACCAUCACCUGGGUGGACCAGUCCGGCCAGCAGGUGGCCAACACCUCCGACUUCCUCAUCCUGGACUCGGAGAGCUACCCCUGGCUGUCCAAUCACACGCUGCGGGUCGCCCAGAGUAGCCUGGCGGGCAAAGUGUCCGUGAACGCCAACAACAGUGUGGGCGCUGCGCAGAGCAACCUCACCCUCUCCGAGUUCCUGCAGUCCCGCGUGGAGGUGCCAGUGUUGGGCAUUGUGACGGGAGGAGUCCUCGGCUUCGUCACCCUCCUCAUCCUCACUCUCAUAGUGCUCUGUCUGCUCCACAAAGGAAAAGAGGAGCCAGUGGAGCUAACGCUAUCCACAAAAUGCACGGACUCAUCUAAAGUGCCGGUUGAUGGAGUGUAUCUGCCCCGGGAGAACAUGUCCCUGCCCUCUCACGUGCAGCUCAACGACAUGAGCUCUCUGUGUAAGGUGCGCCAGGACAACAAGCCCAACCCAGGGGGGAAGAAGGGUGAUGAAGAGGAGGACCUGUCUGAAGCCUAUGCAGCCAGAGGUUUUGCCAGGUAUCCAAUGGUUGGAUACAUCUACAAGGUGAACAGCGUCAGCAGUGAAGAGAUCUGGCUCUGAUGUCCAGCUCCAGAAGCAGUAAACUCACCUCGCCUCAUCUUCAUCCUCAUCAUCGCCAGUCUCUUCUUCAUCAAGUGUCCAUUCCGGUCCAGUACAGAGUCCAGUACAUGCAUCCCUGAAGAAGAUGGUCACUGGUACGUCACACAGGUUAUACACAACCAGUAACAGCAAUAACAAAACACACACACACACACA